CGGUAACAGUCUUGUCGUCUGUAAGGAAAGGCGAUGAAAUGAAAAGGAAGUAUUGGAAAGAAGAAACAAGUCAUGAUUUCUGUCUAUUUUUGCUAGGUGUUUAGAUUUUUUUUUUAUUUGUUGAAGAACAGUAGAGGUUAUAUAUUUGGUCUGUUUUUUCCAGCGCGAUGGAGCAGCCUGUGCCUAAAAAUAAAUUGAAGAAGCUCAGUGAAGACAGUCUGACCAAGCAACCUGAGGAAGUCUUUGAUGUCCUGGAAAAACUUGGUGAAGGGUCCUAUGGAAGUGUAUUCAAAGCAAUCCAUAAAGAAUCAGGCCAAGUGGUGGCCAUUAAACAGGUUCCCGUUGAGUCGGAUCUGCAGGAGAUCAUCAAGGAAAUCUCCAUUAUGCAACAAUGUGACAGUCCCUAUGUGGUGAAAUACUAUGGCAGUUAUUUUAAAAACACAGACCUGUGGAUCGUGAUGGAGUACUGUGGCGCUGGCUCUGUAUCUGAUAUCAUCCGGUUACGUAACAAAACACUCACAGAAGACGAGAUUGCUACUAUCCUUAAGUCCACAUUGAAAGGUCUUGAGUAUCUGCACUUUAUGAGAAAGAUCCACAGAGACAUCAAAGCUGGGAAUAUUCUUCUUAACACUGAGGGACAUGCUAAACUGGCAGACUUUGGAGUGGCUGGGCAGCUUACUGACACGAUGGCCAAGAGGAACACUGUGAUUGGUACACCGUUCUGGAUGGCACCAGAGGUGAUUCAGGAGAUUGGGUAUAAUUGUGUGGCAGAUAUCUGGUCUCUGGGUAUCACGUCUAUAGAAAUGGCAGAGGGCAAACCUCCUUAUGCAGACAUUCAUCCAAUGAGAGCGAUUUUUAUGAUUCCAACAAACCCACCACCAACAUUCCGGAAACCCGAGCUGUGGAGUGACGAAUUGACAGACUUUGUAAAGAAAUGUUUAGUGAAGAACCCAGAGCAGAGAGCCACAGCUACUCAACUGUUACAGCAUCCCUUUAUAACGAGUGCUAAACCAGUGACCAUUCUAAGAGACCUGAUCACAGAAGCGAUGGAGAUGAAGGCAAAGAGACAACAGGAGCAGCAGCGUGAGCUGGAAGAGGAGGAUGACAACUCAGAGGAAGAGGUGGAAGUGGACUCUCACACCAUGGUGAAGUCUGGCUCAGAAAGUGCUGGCACCAUGAGAGCAACAAGUACUAUGAGUGACGGCGCUCAGACCAUGAUCGAGCACGGCAGCACCAUGCUGGAGUCAGACCUGGGCACCAUGGUCAUCAACAGUGACGAGGAAGACGAGGAUGAAGAUGUGGGCUCAAUGAGAAGAAACCCAACAGCACCACAAGUCCCACGUCCAUCUUUUAUGGAUUACUUUGACAAGCAGGACUCAAACAAAGCACAGGAGAGUUUCAAUCACAACCAGCAGGACCCUUACCAUAUGCCCAAGACUGCUUUCCCAGACAACUGGAAAGUACCACAAGAUGGAGACUUUGAUUUUCUGAAAAACCUUGACUUUGAGGAGCUGCAGAUGCGCCUCAGCGCUUUGGACCCCAUGAUGGAGCGGGAAAUCGAGGAGCUGCGGCAGCGCUACACAGCUAAGAGGCAGCCCAUUCUCGAUGCCAUGGAUGCCAAGAAACGCCGGCAACAAAAUUUUUAAGACUGACUCCAGAAUAAAAGCAAGUACAUUCAGAAAAAAAGAACUGCAGGCCAGAUAUUUCCCCUCUUACAGUCUUUAUUCAGUUUCACUCCUGAUGCUGAGCCUCUUGCUGUACACCCUCAGCUGCUGAUUAGCCACAGUUGCAUAUUAGAAUGCUGUUUUACAUUAAUUAUAGUGAAUUUAUCUGAGGCCUGAGUCUUGUUUUCGGUGGUUAAACUGUGUACAAUAACACAAGUACAGCAACAUUUAAGUAGAAAGAGUAAAGGAGAAGAAAUGGCAGCAAAGAUAGUCAGUUGAUAUGACGGAACAUUCACAACCUCCGAUGAGCUGAAAUUCCUGUGAAAGAUCACGUAGGUUUUCAUGAGCACACCCAAAUCGAAUUCAUCUACAAAUCUUUCCACGUAUUUAAGUCUCACCUAAAUGAUGCCACCCGAAACAAAUGUCACUUUUAUUCACCGUUGGUCAGACCACUGUUUUAUCUGAUAAAGCAGAAAUAGUAUCUCUCUCAUCACUAUAGCAAGGAGUCCCAGAUUGUUUGUACUGUGUCAAAGCCAGGCAUUCCCAAACUUGGUGUUGUGACCCAUACAGUAUAUGAGAAGGGAUUGAUUUACAAAUGGGGUCACAAUAGAAACUCACCAGCUCCUCUUUUUUCAUUCAUUUCUUUAACAAAUGAAUAUUAGAAAUAUCCAAGAGGAUUUUGUGUGCUAAUAUUUUAAAAUGUUACUUGGAGUGACAUUCAUACAAGCCACAUGUAAAUGAACAAAAAAAUUAUUUUAGUCUUUUUCACUAUGACAUAUUGCACUAUCAUAGUUCAGCAAUAAAAAUGGACAAGUUUCCCCGUCCAUCAGCCUCCAUUGAACAAGCUGCAUCAUAUAUCACCAAUCUCAUGUACUCUUCUAGUCUGUUAUUGAGUACUAAUACUAAUCAGUUCUCUUGAAAGUGAGAAGCUCUCGUGUCACCUUCAAACCCGCUGAAAGCUCCGUUUCCCUUACCAGUGUUCAGGAUUUUUGUGGUUUAGUAAAUACUUUUCAGUGUAAGAUGCAGCUCAUGAUUAAUAAUCCUAAUAAUGGUGGAACGUUUUAAAAAGAGACAGAGUUGAUCGGCCUGUUUAACGGCUGUACAUAACAUCACUAAUUAGCGUUUCAGCUCUGAUGUGUCAUCUUGUGAAUGUUGCUUGUAAAUUCUCUGGAUGUGCAUAAUAUACAAACCAGGGUGUGUGAAUAUUAAUACUGUUAACGUUACCACUGCUUCCACAUGUGCACGCAAAAUCAUGCAUCAAAUAUAAACCAGAUUCUUCUGCUUCACUGCUCACCUAUAACAAUAGAACUGGCCAGUAAAUCAGUGCAAGGAAGAUUCCUUUGUUCUUUAGUCAGUCAGUUUACACAUGCGAAGGUUACUAACAUAACAUAAAACUGUUCAUGUGUCGCAGUAGUCCUAUAUAAAUCUGGAAUUGAACAUAAAACAGUGUCGCGUGGUCAGGGCUUUGGGGUCACAGAAAAUUCAUAAUAUUCACUUGGGAUUGUUUCCUGAAAGGUUUAAGGAUGCCUGGUCUAAAACGUAGAUAUUGGCACCUCUGCCUCUGUAAUCAUGUGACUAUUUGGAUGAAUUACUCACAACACAGAAAAACAGUUGGUCGUUUUUAAAUAAUGAUUAAAGUAAACCAAAGACAAUCAAACUAGUGAAGCAUAAUAGAUAGCUUUCAUUAGUUGGCCCAAAUUUAUAUGGGCUUCCCUUACUUUGUCUGGAAUGGGUCUAAGUGAGGUUUCUACUGCUAUGGGACCAGGUUUUAGUAGACUGGAUUUAAAUGAAGCUUGAAAUGUCCUUUUUGCAGUAGUAAGUGGAUAUAGUGAAGCAAUUAUUAUAACUGUGUACUCUUUACAGUUAUUAAGCUUUUGCUUACAAACACCACCCUAUCUCUGUAAAUAUGCAUGAAGUAUUUAAGUUCACCUUUGCUUCCUAUAUUGAAUGUCAUUUUGCUUAUUUUUUAUUUUCUUUUUCACAUUGAUCUAUUUCACUUUUGAAUCCUAUGCUCAGUAAACACUCCUGUAAACAAAUAACACGUCCUUGAACUGUCACUUUAUCUCAGGGGUUGAUGAACAGUACUUUCUCUUCACUGAUUGUGUUGAAAUGACAUUUCUUAUGUCUUAUCUCUGUGUCUAUGGGACCAGCAUUAUUAUUUGGUCUGUCUGUUACUGGUACUUAGGAAAUACCACAAACAUAAUUUGAAAAAGAAAAAAAAAAUGCCUGUAAGAAUAUUGUUGUAAAGGAGUAAACUGUUACAUACAGCACAGUGAUGUAGUACAGCUAUAUGAUGUAGUACCUGGACCUUUAUUAUCAUUAGCAGGCCUAUUGUGGACAUUUUGCUAAUAUUGUCUUAAAAUUAUGACAUCUAGCUUCUUUGGUGAAUUAGUUGCUUAAGAAAUGAGUUUGAUUGUGCUUAAAAUGCCUUAACUUUGAUCAAGUAUGUAUAUUUCAUACCUUGACAUGUAUUUUAAAAUUCCACUCGAUUCUAAUUUAUUGUGCAGCUUUAUAAUCAUAUAUAGCUGCUGUUGCAAGAAAAUCUUUCCUAAGCAUUUCUCACAUACAUCACAGUCUCAUAAUGCCUGAAAAUGUCGAUCUUGAUAUUUUAGAGAGAGGUUUUCUUGCAAUAGAAAUUUGUCAUUCUCUCCCCUGAGAGUGAAGCUUUUAAUAAAUUUCACUUCUUUGCCACUUUAUUAUUAUUAUUAUUAUUAUUUGUUUCUUUUUGUUUUUUAACAAAACUGAUUCUUCCACCAGUAUUAAUGUAUAAUUCCUUAGUAUGGUCAUAAAGAUCAUUCAAUGCUCAUCCCAGGGCUCUUAUUGAUAAUAUGCUAAGGCUAAAUAUCCUUUCGGCACACACGGUACUGUUUGACUUUACUCUUCCACAACGGAUUUAGAAUCUCACUCUCUGGGUUUUCUUUUGUGUCCCUUCAUUAUGUUGUCUCAAGGAGAAUUAUAAACAAACCCUGAGCGGUUCAGACCAGAACAUAGUGCUGUGUAAUAAAGUGCUGAGAUCA
Molecule: messenger RNA, 4681 nt
Organism: Tachysurus vachellii
Lineage: Eukaryota; Metazoa; Chordata; Actinopteri; Siluriformes; Bagridae
Gene: stk3
Product: serine/threonine kinase 3 (STE20 homolog, yeast)
Exons: 11
Coding region: 168-1646 (492 amino acids)
Biological process (GO): regulation of MAPK cascade; protein phosphorylation; protein tetramerization
Cellular component (GO): cytoplasm
Molecular function (GO): protein serine/threonine kinase activity; ATP binding
Source: RefSeq, a predicted model, not a curated record